AUGUCACAUAGACUACAAUGGAAAAAUCUUGAUAAACCAAUUGUUGAAAUUUUGACUCACGUUCUUGCUACAAACCCAUACGUUGCAACAUUUCGUAGGCUUGCUGAUUUAGGACCGCUCGACAAUUACAGAGUCACUUUAAAUGCAUCGAUAGAACUAGACCAGAGAGUGUACAAUCGGCCAACCACAUCUGAGGUUGCUGGUAUUUGGGUUGAAGGUAAUGACAACAUAACCGCGUAUAAAAGAAGUAUUAUAGUUUAUGGGAGGUCUGAAAAACCAUCAACAAUUCAGUCUUAUUGGGCAUGUUAUGAUCCAUUGUCUUAUCCUCUAUUCUUCCCAAAUGGUGAGCCUGGAUGGCAUUAUAAAAUACCAAGACAAGGAGUUUCGAUCAAUGAGAUUGUUAAUGAUACCGAAAUCAUCGAGGAAGAUCUAGAAGAGACUGAUGGAAGAACCGGUAGGAAAACUGAACAACUCUUCAAGAGGCACGUCCUUGGCGAGGUUGGCGCCUAUGUUUAUGUAAUAGAGUUCCAAAAACGUGGUUUGCCACAUGCCCAUUUUCUCUUGAUAAUGACACCUGAAUGGAAGCUCACCAAUGCAGACCAUUAUGACAAGUAUGUGUGCGCUGAAAUUCCAAACCCGACAAAGUAUCCGAUACUACACGAUCUGGUCAAAUCACACAUGAUCCAUGGUCCUUGCGGUACGUUAAACGAAAAAUGUUCUUGCAUGCAAGGUGAUCCACCAACAUGUCGUUUUAGAUACCCUCGACAAUUCAAUGAAACUACGACGCAAGGAAAGGAUGCAUAUCCUGUUUAUCGAAGGAGAGAUACUGGAAUUGCGGUGAAAAAACAAGGUAUUAUGAUGGAUAAUAGAUGGGUUGUUCCAUAUAACCCAAAGUUGUUGAUGAUGUUCAACUGCCUUCUAAAUGUAGAGGUUUGCUCGAGUAUAACAUCCGUCAAAUAUGUCUUUAAGUAUAUUUACAAGGGUCAUGACAAACAGGUUAUCCAUAUUGAUCCAGAUGCACAGCCUGUUCUUAUCAAUGAGAUAAAACGUUUUCAAGAUGCACGUUAUGUCUCUGCUCCGGAAGCAACAUGGCGAAUUUUUAGUUUUGCUCUUUCUCAAAUCCACCCUAAUGUGAUCACUUUGCAACUGCAUCUACCGAACCAACAACUGGUUCGAUUUAGUGAUGCUGAUACAAUGACAUCCAUUGUUGAGAAGGAGAAAGAUAAGAGAUCAAUGUUGACCGCAUUUUUCAAGAUGAAUAAAGAGAACUUGUGCGCAAGAAAGUACUUAUACAAUGAUUUUCCCAAACACUUCACGUGGAGUACCCAAUCACGUCUAUGGAAUCCUCGAAAACAAGCACCAGCGGUAGGUCGUUUGGUUUAUGCUAAUCCUGCUGAAGGGGAGCGAUACUACCUACGUGUGUUAUUAUGUCAUAUUAGGGGUCCUACAUGUUUUGAAGAUCUAUACACAGUCAAUGACGUAAGACAUCCCAUAUUUCGAAAAGCGGCUCUAGAAAAAGGAAGGCUGUUUGCAACGAUAUUGGUUUUUUGUGAUCCUGGAGAUGUUCGAAAGUUGUGGAAUUCCCACUACAAUGCUCUCUCAGAAGAUUAUAGGCGACAAUACGACAAUGUUGAACGAGUGCAGAAUAUGGUCCUCACAGAUAUCAACAUAUUCCUACAAUCUAUGAGUAACAAGCUUGAAAAUUUUGAUCUUCCCGCUAUAAAUACAGACUUGAAUUUACAAUCGGGAGUUUUUCGCGAGGUACAAGAAGAGUGCUCUAUUGUUGUGGAACCUGACCAUUUGCAUGCGCAAGAUUUUCUGAAUCCUGAACAAAAAUAUGCGUAUGACGAGAUCAUGAAGCAUGUGUGCACUGAUUGUCCAGGAGUGUUCUUCAUAGAUGGUCCUGGUGGAACGGGGAAAACAUAUCUAUACAAAGCUUUACUUGCUAAUAUCCGCAAACUUGGUCAUAUUGCACUCGCUACAGCUUCAUCGGGUGUUGCAGCUAAUAACAUGCUUGGGGGGAGGACAGCUCACUCGCGAUUAAAAAUUCCUCUAAAUCCUAAGAAUAACUCAUUCUGCAACAUCCAAAAACAAAGCGGUACCGCUGAACUACUUCGGCUUGCAAAAAUAAUCAUAUGGGAUGAAGCAUCGAUGAUAAAGCGACAGCCAGUGGAGGCGGUUGAUCAGACAAUGCAAGAUAUCACUGGAGUGGCGCUCCCUUUUGGUGGAAAGAUAAUGGUUAUGGGAGGCGAUUUCAGACAAGUUUUGCCAGUUGUAAGACGCGGAACAUGUGCACAAAUUGUAGACUCCAGCCUACGAAUGUCACCUCUUUGGCCUUCGAUUAUAAAGUUGCGGUUAACAAUAAAUAUGAGAGCACUAACUGAUCCGUGGUUCUCGAACUUUCUAUUACGGGUCGGUGAUGGAGUUGAAGAAACAGUGGACGGAAGCUUUAUCCGCAUCCCUGAUGAUAUGGUCAUUCCAUAUACUGAUAAAAAAAAUCAUUGGAUGCUUUGA
This is a messenger RNA of Lactuca virosa, 2514 nucleotides long. Lineage: Eukaryota; Viridiplantae; Streptophyta; Magnoliopsida; Asterales; Asteraceae. The record is from the annotation of a GenBank genome assembly.